Molecule: messenger RNA, 2058 nt
Organism: Chaetomium strumarium
Lineage: Eukaryota; Fungi; Ascomycota; Sordariomycetes; Sordariales; Chaetomiaceae
Product: arabinoxylan hydrolase
Exons: 1
Coding region: 168-1835 (555 amino acids)
Biological process (GO): carbohydrate metabolic process
Molecular function (GO): hydrolase activity, hydrolyzing O-glycosyl compounds
Source: RefSeq, a predicted model, not a curated record
GGACUGUUACCUAGCUCCCGACGACUCAAACGAUAUAAGGCUAGUAGAAGCCACAACACAAGUAAAGAUGAUGCCAAAAAGGUAGCACAAGAGGCAUCCAACUGCCACUUCGAUAGAUGCCCACUACAGUUUCAUAGCCCCCGUUGAGUCCCCGAGGCCUGUUCACCAUGGAACGACUCUUCUCUCUUCUUCUAUGUCUCCUCGCCACCGCCGACGCAUCACCCGCCCGACACGCCGCGGCCAGCCCCCGCGCCGCGACAUUCACGAACCCGGUGCUCUGGGAGGACUACCCGGACCUGGACGUAUUCCGAGUCGGGUCCGUGUUCUACUACUCGUCCUCCACCUUCGCCUACUCCCCGGGAGCUCCGAUCUUGCAAUCCCACGACCUCGUCAACUGGACCCCCGUCACGCACUCCGUGCCCCGACUCAAUUUCGGCCCCCAGUAUGACCUCCCCAACGGCACGCCAGGCGCCUACGUCAAGGGCAUCUGGGCGUCAACCCUCCGCUACCGCGCCUCCAACGACCAGUUCUACUGGUACGGCUGCGUCGAGUCCAACAGAACCUACCUCUGGACCGGCCGCAUCAACAACAACACCUCCUCCACCAGCACCUCACCGUCCUGGACCUGGACCCCCCACCCUCCGCUCCCAACAUGCUACUACGACAGCGGCCUCCUCAUCGACGAGGACGACACAAUGUACAUAGCGCACGGCAAAACCACCAUCCACGUCGCGCAGCUCUCCAAGGACGGCCUGGCCCAAGUCCGCAGCCAAGCCGUCUACACGGCGCCCAACAACGCCUACAUCGAAGGCGCGCGCAUGUACAGGGUGAACGGCACCUACUACAUCCUGGUCACGCAACCCGCGUCGGCCGAGUGGGUGCUCAAAUCGACAAGUGGAAAUCCCUUCGGUCCGUACGAGGCCCGCGUGCUGGUCGAUCGUAUCCCGGGACCGAUUGGCGAUGCCGGGUUUGCGCACCAGGGCGGGAUUGUGGAUACACCCGGGGGUAAAUGGUAUUAUGUCGCGUUUAUGGAUGCGUAUCCCGGCGGGAGGAUCCCCGUGGUGGCGCCGCUAAGGUGGGAUGAGGAUGGGUGGCCGGAGGUCGUGAGGGAUGAAGGAGGGGCGUGGGGGAAGAGUUAUCCGCUGCCGGUAGGAAGUACUGGAAACAGUGGGAAUGCGGGGGUGCAAAUGCAGAGGGAUGAGUUCAAAGGUGGCGAGUUGAGCCAUCACUGGGAGUGGAACCAUAACCCGGAUGAUGCGAAGUGGGAGCUGGAGGAGGAGGGCGAGGGUGGCGGGGGGUUGGUGUUACGGACGGCGAGCGUGACGGGGGAUUUGUUUGCCGCGCGGAACACGCUGACGCGGAGGAUCACGGGGCCGAAGUCGAUGGGGACAUUCAGGUUGGACGUGAGCAGGAUGCGGGACGGUGAUAGGGCCGGGGCGGUGCUGUUCCGCGACCAGGCCGCGUACAUCGGCGUGUGGAAGGAAGGAGGUAACGCGCGCGUUGUCAUGGUGAAUAAUCUGCGGCUCGCCGAAGGAACCUGGACGACGUCGUCCACGGGCACGGUUGCUGCCACCGGGCCAACUCUCGGUAGCGCCCAGGAGGUUUGGUUGAGGAUCGAGGCGGACAUCACCCCUGGGUUUAACACUAACACGGCUCGGACCGCGAUGUUCGCGUAUAGUCUUGACGGGAAGACCUUCACCAGGUUGGGACAGCUGUUUGCCAUGACCAACUCGUGGCGGUACUUUUCGGGGUACAGAUACGGCGUCUUCAACUUUGCCACGAAGGCGCUUGGCGGCGAGAUCAAGAUGAAGAGCUUCGAGACGGAGCUACUGUGAGCUACUAGUACCGGUACAGGUGCAUCUGGAUCAAGCACAUCCGAGUCGCUCUCGGGGUGGGUGAUGUGGGAUGGUAUGAGGGGCAUGUUAUGUUCUUGUACGGAAAACCUCGUAGUGUGAUCUCCGCUAUAGUUCUAGUAGGAGAUUGGGAUACUAGGUCUACAGGCCAAUGCAUUCCCCAAAAGUUGCCCUCAGCGAUUUCCGUUGUUGUGCAUUGUCCUGA